Molecule: messenger RNA, 799 nt
Organism: Coffea arabica (coffee)
Lineage: Eukaryota; Viridiplantae; Streptophyta; Magnoliopsida; Gentianales; Rubiaceae
Product: auxin-responsive protein SAUR78
Biological process (GO): response to auxin
Source: RefSeq, a predicted model, not a curated record
AGCUUCAGUACUCGUCCAAUCAACACACUCAAUUCAUUUCAACAUUCCAAAUCACUGCGCGCGCAUUAAUGAGGCGGUGGGACAUGGUAAUUAGAAGAUUGGACAGUUGGAGAUAGAAUGAAGAAGCUGAAUCUGAUGCUCAAAAGGUGCAAGACACUGUCUCGACAACUGGGCAGGACUUCGUCCUACAGUAGCCUGAGGUCCAAGUCCGCUAGAGAUCAUCAAGCUGAUGAUCAUAUGUGGGGUUCUGCCCACAUGGUACUGGCACAGGAUGAUCACGAAAAACGAGAUGCUAGCACAAAUCAUGAAGAUUGUGAAACAGUGGUAUUUGUUGGGAGUUCGAGAAGGCGAUUCCUGGUCAAGUCUAAGUACCUGAACCACCCAUUGUUGAAGGCUAUCAUUCAAAAAUCCAACGAGAAUCCAGCAGGUGAGGAUUUGUCUGUCAAAUGCGAGGUGGUUCUCUUUGAUCACCUCUUAUGGAUGCUUGACAAUGCCGAUCCAAAUCUCGCUUCCGACGCUCUGUCUUUGGAGGAACUUGCUGAUCUCUACGUGUUUUAGUUUUGAAAUUUGAGAUUAUUAUGAAUGUGUUGAUAUUGAACAAUUAUCAAUGCAUUUGGUCUGCCCUACAGAUGAUGAUAAAUUAGUCAUGCAUGUACCUAGAGGUUAAUUUGCCGCUGCUCCUCGUGAAAACUGAGAGCAUAAUUCGGUUACAUCACUUGUAAUUGUCUUUAUCUCUAUUGUCAUUGAAUUGAUGAUUCAAAGGAUCAAGAAAUCAAUAAAGACUCGCGAUUUUAUGUAA